CCUUUAAACACGGAAAAAACCGUAACAGAUCGAAAGUGAAACCUUGAAGACUAAGAGAACAAUAAUCAUUUGAUUCUUUGUGUGAUUUAAGCCCUUAAGAUUCUUAAAAAUCUUGGGCUUUCUUAGGUAUUUUUUUUUUAAUUGGUGAAAUUAGUCCAUGUGGUUUGGGUUGAAGAAGUAUUAAUAACGAAGGGAAAAAAUGGCCAGUGUCAUGAGGAGUUGCAUACAAUCAAUAUUAAAAUUAUUGAAUUGUGUGAUAGGAAUGGUUGGCAUAGCAAUGAUGUUGUAUGCAGUUUGGCUUAUUAGAGUGUGGCAAAGAGAAAUUGGUGAUUUUCCAUUUUUUGAUGAUGACGACGACUUUAGUCCAUGGUUCAUUUACACAUUUCUUGGCCUAGGUGUGACUUUGUCCAUGAUCACAUGCUUAGGUCAUAUUGCUGCUGAAACUGCAAAUGGUUGCUGCCUUUAUCUAUAUAUGUUGUUUGUAUUCUUACUCCUCAUGCUGGAGGCUGGAGUUACAGCUGAUGUAUUUUUAAACCGUGACUGGGAAGAGGACUUCCCAAAAGACCCAAGUGGGAGCUUUGAUCAGUUCAAAGGUUUCAUCAGAUCAAGCUUUGAACUCUGCAAAUGGAUAGGCUUAUCAAUUGUGUCUGUGCAGGGACUGUCUUUUCUAGUAGCAAUGAUACUCAAAGCUGUUGGGCCCCAUCCAUGUUAUGACAGUGAUGAUGAUUAUGCUUCAGAUAGGGUUCCACUCCUGAAGGAUGUUGUUCACCCACCUCCUUAUGUUGUUGUUAACCCUGUCACUGGAUCUAGAAAUGAUGCGUGGAGUAUAAGGAUUAACGAGAAGCUGAAUCAGGCAAACAGGUGAUAGCUUUCACAAGGAUGGGAACUUGCAUUUGGAAGAUUGGAAGUGCAAUGUCACAACCAGCUUAUAUCAUCUGAUGUCCAAGAGCUUGUACAAGUGCUGAAGCUUUCGAGAAGGAAAAGGCUCUGUGGAUGUGCCGUCAGUACAUACAGGAUUUUUUCUACUUUUGUACCCAACCUUGUGCAAUUAACGCCAUAUAAUGUAAUAAAAAUCUUCUCCUUCAAGUGAUGAAUUCUUUGUUGUUUAAUUAAAAUCUGGUGUACAGAUUUUCCAUGUAUGUUGUAAUAGCAAUAGUGAUAACAU
Populus euphratica (Euphrates poplar) is the source of this 1165-nucleotide messenger RNA. Its product is annotated as tetraspanin-19. Lineage: Eukaryota; Viridiplantae; Streptophyta; Magnoliopsida; Malpighiales; Salicaceae. The record is from RefSeq and is a predicted model, not a curated record. Bases 200 to 865 code for a protein of 221 amino acids. The transcript is spliced from 6 exons. Gene Ontology annotation, cellular component: membrane.